AUAUUUAUCCAAACAUCAUUGCCAUGGGCUUUCCUGCGGAGAGACUUGAAGGUGUAUACAGAAAUAACAUAGAUGAUGUAGUGAGAUUUCUGGACUCAAAGCAUAAAAAUCAUUACAAGAUCUACAAUUUGUGUGCGGAGAGACAUUAUGAUACCAACAAAUUUAGCUGCAGAGUUGCACAGUAUCCGUUUGAAGACCACAACCCACCACAGCUAGAGCUCAUCAAACCUUUCUGUGAAGAUCUUGACCAGUGGUUAAGUGAGAAUGAGAACGUAGCAGCUAUACAUUGUAAAGCCGGCAAGGGCCGGACGGGGGUUAUGAUUUGUGCCUAUUUGCUACACAGAGGCAAAUUUCCUAGAGCACAAGAAGCCCUAGAUUUUUAUGGAGAAGUACGGACCAGAGAUAAAAAGGGAGUCACAAUCCCCAGCCAAAGGCGCUAUGUAUAUUACUAUAGCUACUUGUUAAAAAAUAGCCUGGAAUACAGACCGGUGCCCCUGCUCUUUCACAAGAUUGAGUUUGAAACAAUUCCAAUGUUCAGUGGCUCAACAUGCAAUCCCCAGUUUGUGGUUUACCAGCUGAAAGUCAAGAUCUUCACAUCAACGGCAGGUCCCAAGCGAGCAGAGAAGUUAAUGUAUUUUGAUUUCCCCCAGCCUUUGCCUGUUUGCGGGGACAUCAAGGUAGAAUUUUUCCACAAACAGAACAAAGUCAUGAAAAAGGAAAAGAUGUUCCAUUUUUGGGUAAACACAUUCUUCAUACCAGGACCGGAAGAGUAUUCAGAAAAAGUAGAAAAUGGAACGUUAGUUGGGGAGCAGGAGCUUGACGGCAUCUACAGUACAGAACGUUCAGAUAACGACAAGGAAUAUCUCACCCUCGCUUUAACUAAAAACGACCUAGACAAAGCUAACAAAGACAAAGCCAACAGAUUAUUUUCCCCAAACUUCAAAGUGAAGCUAUUUUUCACCAAGACCGUAGAAGAAUCUUCAAACUCCGAAGCGAGCAGCUCGACCUCCGUAACGCCGGAUGUUAGUGACAAUGAACCUGAUCAUUAUCGAUAUUCUGACACCACUGACUCUGAUCCAGAGAAUGAACCUUUUGAUGAAGAUCAGAUCACACAAAUUACAAAAGUCUGA
Molecule: messenger RNA, 1130 nt
Organism: Xenopus laevis (African clawed frog)
Lineage: Eukaryota; Metazoa; Chordata; Amphibia; Anura; Pipidae
Gene: pten.L
Product: phosphatase and tensin homolog L homeolog
Biological process (GO): negative regulation of multicellular organismal process; phosphatidylinositol dephosphorylation; regulation of cell differentiation
Cellular component (GO): cytoplasm; cytosol; PML body
Molecular function (GO): protein tyrosine phosphatase activity; phosphatidylinositol-3,4,5-trisphosphate 3-phosphatase activity; phosphatase activity
Source: RefSeq, marked provisional